Molecule: messenger RNA, 570 nt
Organism: Closterium sp. NIES-65
Lineage: Eukaryota; Viridiplantae; Streptophyta; Zygnematophyceae; Desmidiales; Closteriaceae
Source: the annotation of a GenBank genome assembly
AUGCAUGGGGGUAGGUGCGAACAGAGAGGGGCGCCGGGAAAAGAAUGGUGUGGGCCGUGGGAGGUGAGUCUCUCUAGCAGAGGGUGGCGGUCCCGGGAACCCAGCAUCACCCGCGUGUCAACCCACCUCCCACAACUCUCACUACCGGGCUGGGUUCAUCGGGCUGUAGCGUUGCCGGCCAAGGACAUCCGCACUGGCGAGCCAUCGGCCAAGUAUGCGCGCGCAGCACCAACACAUCACGGCUCCCCUGCCUUCUCCUUUGUGGAGUAUGGAGCCAGGGAGGGCGAGGCACUCUACGGGCAGUUGAGCCUCCUCAUGAGAGCCCGCAGGAGCACGGAUCAACACGGGGCGCCUCUGCAUGCGGUGGCGUACAUCAAGCCUUGGAAGGCUGUUGGUGUUGACCAGCUCACUGGGUGUGUGAAGCUUGAGGAGCUUGGGAAUCCGGAUGCCUGCGUGGUCAUUCCUAUUGCUAACCUUCGCCGUGUUGUGCAUGUCGUCCAGUCGUUCGAUCGCGAGGGGGUGUGGCUGUUGAACAAGUGGGCGGAUGGCCUGCGUAAGGGCGGUGUUUGA